AUGAACAUUUAUAUCGGUUUAAUUAUUAUAUAUUUUACUAUUUAUUUUGGACAUAUCGAUGCUAAUAAACAAAAGCAUCAUGAUCAAGAUGACACAUAUCACGAUCAUAUUUACUUUCUUCAAAAAGAAACAAAUGAUGGUCCUUUAUAUGCCAAUAAUUAUCAACAAUCAUUUAGAUAUGAAUUUCCCAAAAUUCCCAUCAUUCCAAAAAUAUCUUUAGACACAUCCGACUAUAACCAGCUUUUUAAUAUACCACAUAUUUCUCAUGUUUCAUCUCACAAGCUGUUUAUUAGCUUUUCAAACGAAUUUAACAAAACAAUCAUGAUUAGUAAUGGUAUAUCUAAUGUCACUUUCUAUAAUUCAUCAUUUAAAGAUGAUAUAAUCGAUAUAUCCACACAAUGUAAAGCAUUUAGUUAUUUUUCAUAUGUUAUUGUUGAUCUUGAUUGUAAAAACAGACAUAGUUGUAUCAGUAGAUCAUUGCUCAGCAAAUGCGAUGUCUACUUUGAGGAUAUUAGAUCAAAUUCAUAUUUCGAUAUUUCCAAACUAAUAUACUCGUUAUUAUACAUACUAUGUACAAAUAUAUUUUCAAAAUUACGGUCACAUUCUUCACAUAAAUCGAAAAGUCACAAAAAAACAAAACCAAAGAUUACAAGCACAAGCUCUACGACAAAACCAAUUCAGAAUCACUCUCAUGCAACACCAACUCCAAAUGGUCAAUAUGUUCAAGGUUUUCAAGGUCAGACUCAAAAUCAAGGUCAGGGUUCUCAAGUUUUUCCAGGUCAAAAUCAAUUUCAUAGUUCUCAGUACAAUAACGAUUAUCUUUCAUUUAACAAAAAUAAUAUAUCACCUCCUCCAAUGGCCAACAAUCAUAGAUAUAUUUAUACUCCAUCCUCAUAUUCACCAUAUACUACUUCUAUAUAUAUUCUAUGUGUGUGCAUGAUAUCAGGCGUUACAAGCUGCGACAGUUUCUUACCGAUGGGCUCUGGUAUGAUGACAACCAUGUAUGAACUUUCUCAAGGAGUUGUUAAUACAUCUUUCACUGGUUACCAAUCGAUAUUUAUGCCGUCCGAGAUGCACAAAGUAUGUAUGCCUGUAUCCGAUGACUAUGGUUUACUUGGUACAAUUGAAAUAGAAAUUAAGAACUAUCGUAUACAAACUCAAAGUGAAUUGAGCUAUUAUACUUCAAAUUGGACUGGUGUAUCAUUUUGCAGAGAACGUAUGCAUAGGGCAGAAGGAUCGCAAUGUGGAACUGGAGAGAGAUACAGUUGUAGCAAUAUUGUUCCCACUGAUGGUGAUAUGAACAAUGAAAUAGAAAAAACCAUACACAAAGAUGUACUGGAAGCAAUUGGCGAGAGCUAUUGCUACUCCGCCGGAAGAUGUGGCAAUUUAUUGAAAUGUGGUACUUAUGGCUAUGAUAAUUCAUUUUGCUACUACGGUCGUGCUGGUAUAGUCCCUAUUGGGGAUAUUGCUACAGUUAAAAAGGUUAUCAAUACACGUCUGGAAUAUGAUAUAGAUAUUAAUUUUAGAACAAAAGACAGUACGACUAGACUUAAAGUAGAGCGCGAUAAUCCUAAAGCAGAUAUAAAUAUCAGAAUUUCUGAAACAGGUGAUAUAAGUAAUACGGCAAAUAUUGUUGGUCAACAUUUUGUACUAUAUAUGGGUCACACAUAUUUGGCAAGAGCAGCAGAAAACAAAAUGCCACAAAGUAAUGCAAUUGGUGAUAUUCAAGCUGAAGAAAAGGAACAUUUAUUAAACAGAGUCCAAAACAAGAUUUCUUUACCUGGAUUUUCGUUAUGGAGCAUUAGUAAGGUGGAAGGAGGAGGACAUGCCAACUUCGUUAGUCAAGGUAUAAAUAGUAUUGGUCAAUUUCCAAAAGAUGUCGUGACGGUUGGAAAUCAUAUUUGGACAGCAUCAAACGAGGAAUGGACAACAACACCGACACUACACAAUCCUAUGAACAUUGUACUAGAGUUCACCAAAAACAUUUCUUUUGCACGCACCGUGUCUAUGGUCUGUCCUGUUGUAAUAAGUAGUUAUAGUUCUGCUGAUGGAUGUCGAUCUUGUUCGCGUGGAUCUUCUGUAGUGAUAAAUGCGAUGUCAAAUUGUAGCUCUGGAUAUGUAAAGGUUAUCAAUACAAAUGGCAAAGUCAACUUCGCUGAUAAAACAAUAAUUUUAGAUACACACCCACGAAACUAUACUUUAGUUUAUCAUACAGAUUUAGAACUAGUGGAGGAUAAUAUAUGUCUUCAAAUAGUAACAGUAACAAGUAAUAGAACAAGUUGUUUUAAACUAUUUCAGAAGCUAAAGACCGAUAUUUCAGUUCUUGAAUGGCGUAUAGAUUUCAAAAAAAACAUUGAAAAGUCAGACAACGAUACACCUGGAUCGGCUCCUCCUCUCGGUGUCCCUGGAGAUUCAAAUUCGAUUGGCUCUUUAAUAGGAAAUUUUGUCAGAAAAUUACUUGCCAGCUAUUUUUCAUUUUUGUUUGAUAUUUGGUAUAGUAUAUUUGGACCAAUCAUUGCAAAGCUAAAAUGGGUAUUGCUCGUAAUAAUCAUAAUAGUAGUUAUUGUUGCGAUAAUAUAUAUUUAUAUAUAUGGUGCAUCAAUAUUUAAAUUUAUAAAAUUAAUAUUACCUACCAAGAAGACAGACUGGUUGCCAUUGGUUUGUCAAGCUCUUCAUAUAUCAAGAUUGGAAUCUCCUAUUGCAUUAUACCCACUAAAACCACCAGCGGAAGAAGAAUCUGACGACGAUGAUAUUAUAGAUGAUAUCGAUGAUUUAAAUUUGGAAGAAGAAUCUGACGAUGAAUAA
Messenger RNA from Heterostelium album PN500, 2805 nucleotides. The record is from the annotation of a RefSeq genome assembly. NCBI's taxonomy places the organism in Eukaryota, Evosea, Eumycetozoa, Acytosteliales, Acytosteliaceae.